Rotaria sp. Silwood2 is the source of this 738-nucleotide messenger RNA. The record is from the annotation of a GenBank genome assembly. Lineage: Eukaryota; Metazoa; Rotifera; Eurotatoria; Philodinida; Philodinidae.
AUGUGGAACCAUGAACGAAAUAAAGCCGAUACCAAUAUUCCUCAUGAUUCACCACCAGCUUAUUCACUUCAUCAACACGCGUGUCUCACACUUAAUAGGACUGAUCGUCUACGAUUUAUUCGAUUUCCGGCAAUUGUUAUUGAUGCUGUUCGACAGGCUAUUCUCACUAGUUGGUGUCCUGGUUUACAAAAAGAGAAAGAAUAUGGGGGUGUACAUGAAUUUAAAUUAAAUGGAAAUCCUUGGCAAGGUCAAGGCAGUGAAGCAGUAGAGUCUCGAAUUAUGAUGUUAUCGAUUCUUUCAGCCUUACAUCGUCAUGGUUGGUAUCUUUUGAUGUCAACUGAUGUUUCCAGAAAACAACAAGACAAGGAUUCAUUGAUUUUUCAACUUGGUGUUCCUCCAGGAUCAACAUCAUUUUUUGCCGUUUCUUUUAAUGAAGGGGACAAGUUGCGUUUGAUUGGUGCUCCACAUGAAUUAAUACGUGCAAUUCAUCAAACUAUUGGUACAGAUAGCAUACAACGCGAAGAACGGAUUUAUUCAGAAGCAGCUUAUCAAUUUAAAUUGGUCGGAUUUCCAUGGGAAGCUGAUGGUGACGAAGCAGUCACUAGUCGACUGAUGCUUCUCGCUCUGCUUGACUGUUUUACUUCGUUCGGUUGGCAAUUACAUGCUAGUAUUGAUAUGAGUAUUGGGCGUGAAGGUCGUGAUACUGAUACUUGGUUUUUUCGCCGAUGUAAUCCAUGA